AGUGUACGAAGACUCUUUAGUAAGUAUCUCAGCUCUCUGUUUGGUGAAAAGUGAAAAAAAUGAAGUGUGUAGUGGAAAAUUGUGGAAACACCCGCAAUCGGAAUCCUCCGCAUGUAACAUUCCACAGAUUUCCGAGAAAUCCCCAAACUCAAAAAGUCUGGGCUAAUCGCCUCAGGCUCUCAGCUGCGGACGUGAACUAUGAUAAAUACGUAUGCAGCCUUCACUUUAAACCUGGGGAUAUAAAACUGACCAAUGUCCGCAAGCAGGGCUUCAAAUACCGCCAUUGCUUGGAUCCAGCCGCUCUGCCAAUAGACUUGACGGCAACACAUGAGGAGAUUGAUGUGUCUGUGGCAUCAAACGAUGACACGGAAACAUCCACCCCGCUGGUUGGAUCCGAAAUUGCUCACAACACUAACUUCAAUGCAAUCGAGGAGUUAGAAGCAAAUUUUAUGGUUCAAAACCUUCACAACCAGAACCAGAAAUCUUCAGAACCAGAAAACAGCUCCAUGAAUGUGGAAUCUCAGAUGUUAGUCAUCGGAGACCACGAUGAUAAUGAUUCUGAAAUUGAAUGGUUGAUUGAUCCUGACACUGAUGACGAUAUGUCUGGCGAAUGGAGAGUGGACAGAGAUUUGGCAGCGUCCAUAGAUACAGAGCCCCAACCACCACAUUCAAAGGCUGCAAUUAGGGAGUUAAAAGCUGAAAUACAAAAGUUGCAAGAGAAAGUGAUGGUUUUGAAGAAAAAAAAUCAGGCUCUUAAUAUGAAAAUAAGACGACGCGAUGAAAAAAUCGCCAAAUUACAAUCGUCUUCCUGCAAAUCCACUGUGAACACUGCCAUUAUAUGUGAGCGUUGCAAGACAUCCUUUUCUCUGGAAUCCCUUAGUGGAGUUAUUCGCCAAAUUGUUGAGCGCAUCUUGGCAAGAGGGGAGAGGGAAUUCUUCAACGAAAAAUAUGAAGAAGAAUUGAAAUUCUUUGCCGUGCAGUUGCACUUCAUUUCUCCCAAAGCGUACAGAUUUUUAAGGAGUGAGCUGGAUAAUAUUCUGCCUAGCGAAAUCACCAUUUUGAGGUGGCUAAGGGUCAUAGAUUGUCAACCUGGAUUUUCGGACGAAGCCCUUACAUCUCUUCAGAACUAUGUGGCUAGCCAAAACCGGCUCGUGUGGUGCCAGUUGCUCUUUGAUGAAAUGUACAUUCAUCGCCAUAUCGACAUCAUCGGCGGUAAGGUGUAUGGAUUUGCAUUUCUAGGAAAUGCUUGCGAAGGGAAUGGUGAAGCCAUGAUCAAUGAUGGUGAUAAUGGCGAGGCGACUCAGGUGCUGGUUUUUAUGCUAGUGUCCAUCGACAUGCAAUGGAAGAUCCCAAUAGGAUACUUCCCAAUUAGCAAAAUGGCAGCCCCUGAAAAGUCUCAGCUCAUUUAUGAAGCCAUAACUCUGUCCGAGAAAACCGGUGUUAAAGUUUUGGGCAUUACCUUUGACGGUGCUCCGGUAAACCUGAGUGCAGUAAAGAAACUGGGUUGCGACCUUCGGAAAGACGACGGCGAAUGUUACACCAUUAACCAUGGAGUUGGUUGUACUACGAGAGAAAUAUUCGUGCAUCCGGACCCGUGCCACAUGGUGAAGAUGAUUCGCAAUCACUUUGCUAAUCACCAGCUUGUGGACGGGGAUGGUCAAGAAAUUAAAUUCGAGUAUGUACGCCUCCUCCAUGAAUAUCAGCAGAACAGUGGUGCCGGCAUUCGUCUUAAAGGAAAUAAGCUGACAGACAGUCACGUCGCAUUUUCCCAAAAUUCUAUGAACGUCGAACUAGCUGCACAGGUGCUCAGUAAAUCAGUCGCAGAUGCGAUUGAUUAUUGCAGGGUUGAACUGCGUUUGAGCAAGUUUGAAGGCAGUGAAGCCACCUCAAAAUUUCUGCGAAUUUGCAAUGGAGCAUUCGACGUUCUCAAUACGCAGAACUGCACGCACAAAGGGUUCAAGGCACCUAUCGUGGAUGAGAAUUGUGAAGAAAUCACAAAAUUUUGUGAAGAAGCAGUUUCAUACUUCACAGAUCUGCACAUCCGGAUCCACGAUAAAGCACGAGACACACAGAAGUUGCAGCCAAUCUCGGAUUCUCAAAUAAAGACUGGGUUUAUCGGAUUGAGGGCCUGCUUGAGAAAUCUCCCGGCUAUCAGCAUAAAAAUGAGGGAAUUUACCCAGGGAGGGUUUCUCACAUACCCGCUACUCCAGGACCACCUUGAAUUCUUCUUUGGAGAAAUACGAACUAAGCUUGGCUGCAACACGAACCCCACGAUCUACCAAUUUCGCGCCAUCCUGAAGCGGCUUUUGACAUGUGUGCAGAUGGGAAAUCUGCUGGAUAACACCAACUGUAAAGCACAGUCAGGAGUUAUCCAAACUCUGCAUGUUAAGGCCGUGAUGAAGGUUGAGCGUAGUGGUCACUCAGAGCCGAACGAUGUCGAACUAGAACCCAUUGCUGAACCUACCGAUGAAGACGUCGUUGGGAAAGAGGUGUUGGCAGUUCAUCUUACAGCAGAUAUGUUGGCAUCUAAAGUAAGAUUGGACUGUGAAAUUUGUGUCAGUAUGCGGGAAGUGAAUUCUUCGUUCGUCACAAAGCUCCUCGAAGAUGUGUGUGCUUUGGGAAACAAAUAUUUUUGCCAAAGAGUGCAGCAGAUUGGCCAAGCUCAUUUUCUCAAAACAUACAGGGAGGACGUUUGUGUCACCCACAUAAUACACCGCUUCAAGAACUACCCCACGACACAAAAUCUGACACACUUCAUUGAAAAAAACUCACACUUCUUGACAUUUCUUGAACCUGCCGUAAAGUUAUUCGCAGAGAAAAGAGUGCGGGAGGAGCUGAGAUUUUUCAAUUCCAAAAUAUCUGAGCGUCAGAAACUCCAUAGGCUCACUCACUUCAAAGGAUUUUAAAUCCAAAAGAUGAGUAUGUGAGAUUGUGGGGAAAUUGCAAGAUUUUGAAACAGGGACUUCAUUUUGGAGAACCACCGGGACCACCUCAGUUAUGGAUGUUCUCAAUGAAUGUUUUUAUAUUUUUGACCGAAAGGAAUAGGCAGAAAUACUUGAAUGUGAUAUUUCUCUUCUCGCAUGUCACCAUAAAGAGCCCUUCUUUGGAUCAAGUGGUAACACGUGAUGAACAUGGAUUUUAUGCUACAACAUGCGGCGCAAAAGAUCCUCGUUAGAAAUAACUUGAUACUGAGAAAGUUUUUUGGGAAGAAAACCGGACGUGACGUCGUUAGCAUAAAAAAUAUUGAGAAAAAAGUAUUCAAAGUGCUCAUAAUCCUGAUGUAAUAGUAGGUGAAUCCCCAAAGUUUCUCUUUAAAAAUCUUGCGGAUGAUUAAGGAUACUCAGUAACAGCAUGGACUUCACCAUGAAGACUAUCUGUGCUACCGUCGCUACUACAUCUGCUGGUGCGAAGAUUGCGGAAGGUCUCUGAAGCUGCCGCGGUAUGACAAGAAGCUGUACAAGAAGAAGAACGUGUCUGGUCCGUCCACCUUUAAAGCAGCCGGUUAGAUGAAAGGUACUUGCACAUUUCCCUGAUGAUUGCUAAAGUACCUGGACGCACGGGAUGCAACGGAUCAGGUCGAAAAUUUAUGUCAUCAGCCUCCAGGUGGGGAUGAGUGUAAACGUAAGGAUUGGGAUGGACUGGCACUUUCUUAGAGCUGUCGCUCUGGAAGAGCGCCAUUUAGUAUCUGAAAAUGGCUCAGCUGAUGUAUCAUAAUCUGAUAGACGCUUUGCGGAUGAGGAGUAGUUGUUUUACCUAGCGACAGUGUAAGAAUUAACGACAAAUAUUACGUACUGUGCCUCUACCAUUCAUUGGGGAGGAGCUUCACCGGAUAAUUGCUGAAGAAUCGCUGUGUGGUGAUUAGUUAUUGGACAUUGUAUUUUUUGCAGUUUUUUUUAUGUAAAAAAAACACCCACUUUUCCAAACAGCCUUUGGCUCGGGAAGUGGUUUUUUUUCCUCUCCAAUUAUGUCUGACCUAUUCCAAAAGCAAUCGUAACAAUGAUAUUGUAACAAAUAACAUACAGCCUGUGAAGGGACAUUUCCAUCGUUUAGUCCUGGAGGCUGGAAUCAACGCUAAGACGGCGAUGGACGCACGGGAAGGGGGGUAAAAAGACGAAAUGCGACGAAAAUAAAUUGAAUUGAAUUGAAAUUGAACUGAAUCUUAUAAUUUCUGGCAAAUCGGGUCAUAUCCCAGAGCACUAAGGCUAUGCAAUGUAGACAAUCGAGUGGCCUGGCUGGAAGAUAGGUCUGCAUACAGAGAAAACCAUAUUCUUUCAGAUGAGAAUUCAGAACUUGGAAAAGAGUAUUGAUAAGGCCAAGAAUAUUCAGGUAAAAAUUGAUAUACAACGGGAAAGCAGGAGCUAUCAAGUAAGAUCACGAUUAUAUUUUUAAU
Phlebotomus papatasi is the source of this 4390-nucleotide messenger RNA. RefSeq lists its product as uncharacterized. Lineage: Eukaryota; Metazoa; Arthropoda; Insecta; Diptera; Psychodidae. The coding region runs from base 60 to 2906 and encodes 948 amino acids. The record is from RefSeq and is a predicted model, not a curated record. The transcript is spliced from 5 exons.